Molecule: messenger RNA, 1789 nt
Organism: Nematolebias whitei (Rio pearlfish)
Lineage: Eukaryota; Metazoa; Chordata; Actinopteri; Cyprinodontiformes; Rivulidae
Gene: slc1a7b
Product: solute carrier family 1 member 7b
Exons: 11
Coding region: 1-1740 (579 amino acids)
Biological process (GO): L-glutamate transmembrane transport
Cellular component (GO): plasma membrane
Molecular function (GO): neutral L-amino acid transmembrane transporter activity; glutamate:sodium symporter activity; L-glutamate transmembrane transporter activity
Source: RefSeq, a predicted model, not a curated record
AUGAUGGCUGUGGCUUUGGAUGACGUGUGGCUGAGAGUGAAGAACGUCUGCAAACAGAACGGCCUCCUCAUCCUCUCUGUACUGGCUGUGGUCGUUGGCUGUCUGUUGGGAUUCUUUCUGAGGACACGGCGUCUUUCAGAGCAGGAGGUGAAAUACUUCCAAUUUCCUGGAGAGCUGCUGAUGAGGAUGCUGAAGAUGCUGAUUCUUCCACUGGUUGUGUCCAGUUUGAUGUCAGGACUGGCAGCUCUGGAUGCUAAGUGUUCAAGUCGGCUUGGUCUGAUCACGGUGUCCUAUUACUUGUGGACCACCUUUGUGGCUGUGAUCAUAGGGAUCAUGAUGGUCUCCAUCAUCCACCCAGGCGGCGCAGCCCAGAAAGAGGACUCUGAGGACACCAGCAAGCCUAUUAUGAGUUCUGCUGAUGCUCUACUAGAUCUAAUCCGCAACAUGUUCCCAUCCAAUCUGGUCCAGGCAACAUUUCAACAGUAUCAAACCAGGAGCCAGCAUAUUGUGAGGUCCAAACCAGUCAUGAGUCAGGACCAAUCAGAGUCCACCACACGGCGAGCGCUCGUCUAUGGGAUCCAGGAUGAUAAUGGCACUAACAUCCAGAACUUUGCCCUCGAUUUGACCCCCCCUCCAGAUGUGUUGAUACACACUCGUGAAGGAACCAGUGAUGGAAUGAACGUCCUUGGAAUUGUCAUUUUUUCAGCCACUAUGGGUAUUAUGUUGGGAAGGAUGGGACCAAAUGGAAGCGCCUUAGUAAACUUUUGCCAAAGCUUGAAUGAGGCUGUUCUUAGGAUUGUUGCCAUUGUUAUAUGGUACUUCCCUUUCGGCAUCGUUUUCCUGGUGGCUGGUAAGAUCCUUGAGAUGAGUGAUCCCUCGGCCAUGGGGAAGAAGUUGGGUUUCUAUGCCAUCACCGUGGUGUUUGGGUUGGUGUUGCAUGGCCUGUUUAUCCUGCCUGCCAUGUACUUCUUUAUCACCAAAAAGAGUCCCAUUGUUUACAUACGAGGAAUCCUGCAAGCCCUGCUUAUUGCCCUGGCAACUUCCUCCAGUUCUGCCACUUUGCCUAUAACUUUCAAGUGCCUCUUAGAGAACAAUCACAUCGACCGUCGCAUUAUACGAUUUGUGCUCCCUGUGGGCGCCACUAUCAACAUGGAUGGCACUGCUCUUUAUGAGGCUGUGGCAGCCAUUUUCAUUGCACAAGUUAAUAAUUAUGAACUGGAUUUUGGACAAAUCAUCACCAUCAGCAUCACAGCUACUGCAGCCAGUAUUGGUGCAGCUGGCAUCCCACAAGCUGGACUGGUCACCAUGGUUAUCGUGCUAACAUCUGUUGGACUGCCAACUGAUGACAUCACCCUCAUCAUUGCAGUGGACUGGGCACUAGACAGAUUCCGCACCAUGGUAAAUGUGAUGGGUGAUGCUUUGGCCACAGGCAUAAUGGCACAUAUUUGCAGGAAAGACUUCAUGAAGGAGGGAGAUGGGGUUCCUCUAAUAUGUGAGACCAAGAUGCCAGUGAAUGCUCCACCAAUCAUGAACUGCCACAACAAGAAUGGCAACUAUCGACCUCCUUCCUCAGGAAUCAAAAACAAGCUCAUCCCAUCCGAUGUAACCCGACUUAUGCGGCUGGAGGAGGGCAUUCGGCAGGUUCCAGACAGGAGGAAACCUCCGAUUCCCCCAAGACAUCUGAAGAAAGGGAAAGAACACUGCACUAUUGACAUGAAUGGCCUUGAGACCAACGUGUAGCCUCCUUAUAUUAUGUGUGCAUUUCGGCUGAUGGGAGCCGUGGAACAAA